This is a messenger RNA of Rhodotorula toruloides NP11, 588 nucleotides long. Its product is annotated as nuclear transcription factor Y, beta. Gene Ontology annotation, cellular component: CCAAT-binding factor complex. Lineage: Eukaryota; Fungi; Basidiomycota; Microbotryomycetes; Sporidiobolales; Sporidiobolaceae. The record is from RefSeq and is a predicted model, not a curated record. The transcript has 3 exons. The coding region runs from base 1 to 588 and encodes 195 amino acids. Gene Ontology annotation, molecular function: RNA polymerase II cis-regulatory region sequence-specific DNA binding; DNA-binding transcription activator activity, RNA polymerase II-specific; protein heterodimerization activity. Gene Ontology annotation, biological process: regulation of transcription by RNA polymerase II.
AUGAACUACUACGACCCGAACGCUGGUUCUCUCCCCGCGCUUCGUCCGGCCGCUCUCGACGCAGACGCAGGGGUCGAAGGGCAGCAAGCUGGAGCAGAGGGGACGGUGGCUGCGCCGAGGAAGAUUGAGGAGCACGAGGUCGAAACGUACAAAGAGCAGGAUCGCUAUCUGCCAAUCGCCAAUGUCGGGCGAAUCAUGAAGAAGUGCCUCCCCGAGACGACCAAGGUCAGCAAGGACGCCAAAGAGUGCGUCCAGGAGUGCACGUCCGAGUUCAUCAGCUUCAUCACGUCCGAGGCGGCCGAGCGGUGUCUCGUCGAGAAGCGCAAGACGAUCAACGGCGAGGACAUCCUGUUUGCGAUGGCGACGCUCGGGUUCGACUCGUACGCGGAAGUCCUCAAGGUCUACCUCGCCAAGUACCGCGAACAACAACGAGCGUCCGGCAAGCGGGCCCAGAAGCGGGCGGCGAAGGCCGCAGCUGCCGCCGCCAGCACCUCGGCGGCACAACCUGCACCGUUUGCCGAAGCAGGUGCAGUCGACUACGACGAUGAUCUCGGAGGACUCGCCGAGUCGGGCGAGGACGGCCUUUGA